UCCAAUGGGCCAAAUAUGGGGGAAAGGGCGGUCUUCCACUUGUUAUUCUUCAUGAUCGUCAAAGUUGCAAAUUGCGACUACUUCGAGUGUAGAGAGGGUCCCUGUGUGACCACGCCAAUGGGAAGAGUCUUCGGGCGCCAGGUUGAGAGCAUCCUUGGCAAUGGAGACCUAAAGCGGGUCGACACCUAUCGCGGUAUCCCGUACGCCCAGCCGCCCAUUGGUGACCUGAGGUUCGCGGACCCGCAGCCGAAAACAUCGUGGACUGGUCUGCUCCGAGCAACAAGCUACGGGAAGACAUGUUUCGGCACGAUCUUCAAGGCUGGCAGAUCGCUGGGCCUACGGUAUGCGGAGAUGUGGAACCCACCGGGAAACGAGGCGGCCCUGGCCGAGGAUUGCCUCUACUUGAACAUUUGGACACCAACACGGAAUACCCAGCAGAGUAAGCCCGUUAUGGUUUGGAUUUAUGGUGGAAGCUUUAUCACAGGUUCCUCAAGCCUGUGGGAAUACAACGGCCAGUUCCUCUCCGCCGCGCAGGAUAUGGUGGUUGUCUCAUUUAACUACCGGGUGGGGGCGCUCGGGUUCUUGAAAACAAGGGAUGGCAAAAUACCAGGUAAUCUCGGUUUGAAGGAUCAGCAAAUGGCCCUUAAGUGGGUUCAUGAGAAUAUCCAUCACUUCGGCGGCAACAACGCCACGAUCACGCUGGUUGGUAUGAGCGCCGGAGCGGCGAGUGUGGGCUACCACCAGCUGUCCCAAGGCAGCUGGGGAUACUACAAAAGCGCUGUAAUGAACAGUGGGUCACCAUUUGCCGAAUGGGCCUACACGUCCCAAGAUGACAUAUACGACCAAUCGGACCAACUGCUGAAGCAGCUGCGCUGUAGCGAAAAGGACAACCUACUUCAAUGUUUACGGUCGCUGUCUCCCUUGGCGAUCUUUGAGCAGGAUCGUGACCUAAAAUGGGCGCCAACAGUCGAUGGAACGUUUCUCACAGACACCCCGAAAAACUUAAUCUCAAAGGGCAAAUACAAUAAAGUUCCUCUUCUAAUCAGUUUGAAUAAAAACGAAGGUUCAGUGUUUGCGUACAUCAAAUUAGGUGAUCGAUUUACUACGAGAAAUGGACGCCUGAAACCCAUCACACUUGAACGUUUCCGGUCCAACAUGGACACAAUAUUUCCUGAGACACCGGAAGCGGAACGCGAUACCGCCAUUGAUAUGUACACGCAGGGAAUUAAAUCGAAUGGUACGGCGUUGAGUUUGGCCGUCUCGGAAGUAAUUGGCGAUAGCAGUUUCGUUUGUCCCGUGCUGCGCUGGGCAGACGACAUGACACGUGGUAAUCACGUGUACUUCCUACGGCUUGACUACCGAUCAUCUAUUGAAGAAUCCCCAGAAUGGAUGGGCGUUUUGCAUGGAGCAGAUUAUCAGUGGACAUUUGGCAUCCCCCUUGAUCGGGAUCGCAACUAUCAGCAGCGGGAAAUUGAUUUAGCAGAAAAGUAUAUGAAAUAUUUGGGCAACUUCAUCCGCACUGGCGACCCAAAUGGCGGACGAUUACCUAACUGGUAUCCGUUCUCAGGUCGGCAGGCACUCUGCAUUCAAAACAACAUGAGUAUAGCCAGUUGUGACGUCAUGCAACGAUCACGUGACAGGUGCUGGAGAUGGAACGCCAUCUUGGGUUUGUCAGGAUCGGGAACGAAGGCUGCUGAUUUCCAGUUGACGUCUCUUCUUUCUGUAUUUACUAUUUUAGUAAUUUCAUGCCGACAAUUAUCGAGAUACUUUUAAGUGGAAUCAGCUGUCAGAAAGACUGAAAUCAUUUAUUGGCGAGCAGACUUCUUGUAAAUGUUUAGUAUCUGCAAAAUGUCCAGAUAAAUCGUUUAUGGAAAGUGUAAUUCCCGCCGCACACUUAGCGAUUCGAGGAUUGCACAGCACUUAACAAUGUGACAUAAAAUAAGUUGAGCCAACUAAACUAAUCAAGGAAGUUUUAUAGAGGUAGAUUUGCUUAGUUAUACUUCAUCGCCGAAUUUUAUAAAAUGUUCCCGAUUCCUUGUACAACGAAUAUGAUAUGUAACAAUUAGAUGAACGUAUGGUACUUUGUUGUCACACACGAUGAAGAGCCCAGUGUAAAGGUAUCGGAAUCCGUAGGACAUAAUUUCACCAAAAUCUUUCAAUAUAAAGUUAUAGUCGCCUGA
Lineus longissimus is the source of this 2180-nucleotide messenger RNA. RefSeq names its product acetylcholinesterase-like. Bases 16 to 1773 code for a protein of 585 amino acids. NCBI's taxonomy places the organism in Eukaryota, Metazoa, Nemertea, Pilidiophora, Heteronemertea, Lineidae. Gene Ontology annotation, molecular function: cholinesterase activity. The record is from RefSeq and is a predicted model, not a curated record. The transcript is spliced from 8 exons.